Homarus americanus (American lobster) is the source of this 1446-nucleotide messenger RNA. RefSeq names its product basic salivary proline-rich protein 2-like. The transcript has 4 exons. Bases 1 to 1446 code for a protein of 481 amino acids. Lineage: Eukaryota; Metazoa; Arthropoda; Malacostraca; Decapoda; Nephropidae. The record is from RefSeq and is a predicted model, not a curated record.
AUGACGACCGCGCCCCCAGGAGGCCUCCCAGGGGCAGUGUGGACCCUCCUAGGGACGGUGGGGAACCUCCCAGGGGCGGUGGCGCACCUAAGGGUCCUCGCAGGUGGCGCCAAGAGGGACCUCCCAGGGGUGGCGACGCUGCCUAGCGAGGACCAGAAGCGGCAGACCCCUCACCCAGGGGCGGCAGAGCCUCCACCUCCUCCCAGGGGCACUGAACACCCCAGAGGCCUUCGCAUUAGUGGUAAGUCCCUCACAAGGGCGAUGGUGCCCCCACAGGAAGCAGAAGCCCCCAGGGGACCUCCCAGGGGUGGUAGCGCCUCCAAGAAAAUUGUUACGGGUGGUGGCACACCACGUGGCCCUCCCAAGAGCGGCAUCGACCCCAGGAUCCCUCCCAGUGGCAGAGGCGCCCCCAGGGGGCCUCCCGGGGGCGGCGGGAGCUCUACCAGGGGUGUUAGCACACCCAAGGGUACUCCCAGGGUUGGUGAUGCUCACAUAGUUCCUCCCACGGGCAUUUUAAUCCCCAGGGGCCCUCUAAGAGGUGGCGUUGCCCCUCCCAAGGGCAUUGGCCACUUUAAGAGCAAUACCAGGGACGCUAGCGCCCCCAGGUGCCAUUCUAGGGGCGGCGACGCCCUCAGGGACCCUCCCAGGCCUGGCGAAAAUCCUAUGGGCCCUCCAGGGACCUGCUGGGUGCGGCGGCGCCCAAGGAAUUCCCAGGGGCGGCUUGCACCUUAUGGUCCUCCCAAAGCGCGACAAGUCGCCCCCAGGGUCCUCCUUAAUGACGACGGCGCCCCCCAGGGAGGCCUCCCAAGGCAGUGGGGACCUCCAGGGCGCGAUGGGGACCUCUCAUGGGCGGUGGUGCACUUAAGGGUCCUCCCAAGGUUGGAGGCGCUCUCACAGGGCCUCCUAGGACAGCGACUCUUCCCGCCUCUCAGCGGUGCGGGCAUGCCAGGGGCCUCCAUUGGUGGCGGGCCCCAAGGCAUCUUCAAGGACGCACCCUCCCUGAGACUGGUGGCACCCCUAAGAUCCCUCCCAGGAAGCAAGCAGCGCCCUGGGCAGCACUCCCUCCCAGGGGUUGACGCCCUUAGGCGCCCUCUUAGGGCUGGCAGCAUUCCUAGGGUCCCUCCAGGUGCACCAGUGGUUCUCUUUUGGGCAGUGGCGCCACCAGGGGCCCUCCCAGGGGCAAAGUCGUCCCCAGAGGCCCUCCUUAGGGGCAGUAGGACCGCCAGCAGCUCUCACACGGUCACUGGCGUCCCCAAGGCCUCUUCCAGGGUCGGUGGCGCCAUCAGGGGCCCUCUUUUGGGCAGUGGCGCCUCAGCUGCCCUACCAGGGGCUUCCCUUCCUGGAAACCCUAUAGCUUGCUUGGUUAUGGUGCCGAGAACUGCUUGUUGCAGUGGCGCCAAGAGGGGACCUCCCAGGGGUGGCGACGCUGCCCAUGAGGACUCAUAG